UGUAUUAGUGUGUGUAAACGUCAGAUUUCCAAGAAAUUCGCCUGGCCGCCGGAGCCUCGGUGCCUGGAUUUGGAAACCGUUCGAUACAGGUGUAAUUCAGUUCCCAGUAGCUAUGAACCCACCUCUUUUCGGGUGUAUAAUACAGAUAGAUAUAUUAUAAAAAUAUAUUCAGUGUUAUAAACUAAAAAUACGAUAUCUUUAGAUAUUUUUCCUUAUCGCACGAAGAAGUUUUUUUUCUUGACUAUUGUAAUCUGUAUUCUCGGAAUCGUGAACUACGCAUAUUGAAUAAGAGUUCACCAUGUCGCUUUGGGCGAGAGCUCAGCAGCUGCCCCAAGAGAGCUUGCAGCAGGUACGUGCCAUCUAUGGGGAUCAUUUCCCUAUAGAAGUUCGUCAUUGUCUCGCAUCCUGGAUAGAGAGUAGAAUAUGGACCACGGAGCCGGAAGAGCAGCAGAGAUACUUCGUGGAGGAGUUGGUCCAAGAGAUCCAGACCAAUGCUGACUUGAUGUUAUCUCCGGAGAUGUUUGUCACUCAGAUGAAGUUAAAGGAAGCUGCUAAUAACUUCAGAGUGCAGUACAGUCAUGAACCGCACAAGCUAUACGCUUACCUGCGUCGUUGCUUGGCUUUGGAAAUGGAAGUAAUACAAAACGCAAUGGGAACACCUUAUGUUGCUCAACCUCAUACUGAGAGGAAAUAUAGUGAGCUAAUAACCGGUCUUCAAAACGUAAGACAAAAAGUCAGUAUGGUUGGUGAAGAGAUCAGAUCACUUCAGGCUAAUAUUGAAUCUUUCUCACUUCAAUAUCACGAAUGCUUGAAGAAUAAAGGUCAUAUAAAUUACCUGCAGCAGUCAGGACCUAUCACUGCAGAACGCAGAGAGCUGGAAGCUCAUCUCCGUGUCCAGAUCGAGGAUAUGGAGAGGAAGCUUAAUGCACUGGUAGCACAAAUAAAUCAGUCUCAAAUGGAGUUGGUGGAUCGUAUGAAAGAUAAUAUAGCUAACUUACGUCAGCUUCAGAGUCAAGUUUUGGAUGAGGAGUUGAUUAAAUGGAAACGCGAACAGCAACUAAGCGGCAACGGUGUACCGAUGCAAUCAAAUCUGAACACUAUACAAGAAUGGUGUGAACUUCUCGCAGAUCUGAUCUGGACGAGUCGCCAGCAAGUCAACAAUGUCGCUAGAAUCAACAGCAAGACUAUUGUUGAACUACGACAACCACAUCUCGUUGAAAUGCUUGAUGAUAUGAGCAAACAGGUGACCAGCUUACUGUCUACCCUCGUGACUUCAACCUUCGUUAUAGAGAAACAACCGCCUCAAGUUAUGAAGACCAACACUCGUUUUACAGCAACUGUCCGUUUGCUUGUCGGUGGACAAUUAAAUGUUCAUAUGACUCCACCAAGAGUUACGGUGGUAAUAAUAUCAGAGCAACAAGCUCAGUUGUUGCUAAAAAGUGAUACCCAAGGUGGUAGAGGAAAGCAACCGGUUGAAUGUGGAGAUAUCCUCAAUAAUAGUGGAUGUAUGGAGUACCAGCAUACCAGCAGGCAGCUCAGUGUCAGCUUCAGGAACAUGCAACUGCGUAAAAUAAAACGCGCAGAAAAGAAAGGCACCGAGAGUGUGAUGGAUGAAAAAUUAACUUUACUCUUCCAAUCGGAGUUCAAUGUCGGGGGAGGAGAACUCGUCUUCCAGGUAUGGACACUGUCACUGCCCGUGGUUGUGAUUGUCCACGGCAACCAGGAGCCCCACGGCUGGGCAACUGUCACCUGGGACAAUGCCUUCAGUCCACCAGGACGUGUGCCAUUUGCUGUACCUGAUAAGGUGACAUGGGGUCAGCUGGCUGAGACUCUUCGCAUCAAAUUCGGAUCAGCCACUGGUGGAGAUCUCUCUGAAGACAAUCUGCGCUUCCUUGCUGAGAAGAUAUUUAGUCUUCCAUACAGGAGUGUUCUGCCGAUCUCCACGAUGGAACUGAACGCGAUGGCCGUCAGCUGGACCCAGUUUUGCAAGGAUGCGCUGCCUGAGAGGAAUUUCACAUUCUGGGAAUGGUUCUACAUGGUCGUCAAAGUCACUAGAGAUUAUCUGCGCACUCUCUGGUGUGAUAGAUUGAUUAUGGGUUUCAUACAGAAGAAACAGGCUGAGGAGAUGUUGGCCAAGUGUCCUCCGGGCACUUUCCUCCUACGUUUCUCCGACUCUGAACUGGGAGGGAUCACUAUCGCUUGGACUGGAGAAGGUAACGAGGUGUUCAGCCUGCAGCCGUUCACCUCUCGUGACCUGAUGCUGCGCUCUCUGGCAGACCGCAUCCUGGAUCUCGCCCAGCUGCAGUUCCUCUAUCCCAACGUGGCUAAAGAUGAUGUCUUCUCAAAGUAUUAUACUAAACCUGAGAACGAGAUGCUGAAGAACGGUUACGUGAAGCCAGUGCUGGUGACCACUUUGCCGCCGUACAUGUCGCCAUCGCCCGCGUACGCGCACUCGCAUUCACCUGACUCUCAUCGUAACACUCCCAGCGUUCAGAGCAGUUACUUCAGCGCAGCUACUCCAGCUCAAACAGAGAGUAGCUUUAUGGAUAGCGAAUUAUUUGAACAAAUACGAGCCUUCGAACCAGACGGACUUGACGACUUUGAUUUCUAUAAUGGGAAUAUGAGCAUGAAAUAAGGUGUCAACACGGAAUUUACCAGUAGUUGUGAGUUGGUGGUUAUUUUAUGACAAAAGUUUCGAGUCAAUUUUUUAAAUAGCUUAUACAUAGCACCGUGCCAUAGAUUCAAAAUCAAAAUAUAUUAUGUAUAUGAAAAUAUGUAAUUAUUGAAUGCAGUCACUUAAAUUAGAAUUUGUAUGUAAUUUUUAAGAAAUUAAUAUCCUUUUAAAAUUAUGAUAUAUAUAAAAGCAAGUUUUUUUUUUUAAAUAUAUAUAUAUAUGUAUUUAUAAUUUUUUAAAGUUCCAAAUGCACUUGAAUACUCAAGCACAAGAAACACUUUUUAUCUAUAAGUUACGCGAAUGUCAAAAUUGCCGCCAUUUUCAACCAAUCGGUGAUCAUUGUACGAUUUUUUUUUUUGGUAUACUUUGAUUUAUUUGACUAAUGUAGUAGAAAUUACUACUUUUUUAUUCAAAUAUUAUUUUAAAUAGAAUUAAAAUUAUAAACAAAUUUAACAACACUAUAGAUGGUGUCACAGACUAUAGUUUUUUUUUGCUUUAUUACGUUUUAAAUAACACGUUGAACGCCACCCGUAUUUCUAAGACAGUCCCGUUCAGGCCACGAGCGCCGCUAAUACGCACUGGUAUUAUAGGGCCGGUGUUUCCGAUCGCAGUACAAAAUGGUUUACAUUUUUAACGUUAUACCUAUUGGCUUUGUUUCAACACGUCUGUUUUGUUUUUCUUAUCGCUUAACGCACUUAGAUAAAAUUAAUUUUAUAGUUCUCAUGUAAACGGAAAAUCUAGUGUCAGCCAUCGAUGGCUGACGUUGCGUUCAACGUGUUAAAAAAUGUUUCCCGUUGGGCCGAUCGCUAUGACAAUCGUCACAUUUGGUAUUUUAUAGCCGAUUGGGCGGAUUUUGUUUUCAUUUUAAUAAUAUCAGAUUAAAAACGUCAAUCAUUUUUUAUUUAUGUCGUCAAAAGACAAGUUUGGUGCACAUUUUUAUUUGAUACGUGUUGCAAUUAUUUUGUUUUGAUUUUAUUAUCGCAUUUUAUUUUAUAUUUGACAGUUUUUUUUACCAUAGAUUUUAUUGACGUAUAAAGUAGUCUUUAUACCAAAAUUAUUUCUAAUCAAUUAAUUUAAUUAUUAUUUAGUUUUUUUUUUAUGUAACUAUAACUAAAUAAGAGAAUUCAGUAAGUCCAGUAAUAGACAAGUUUAAGCUUGGUUAAAAAUAUAAACAAAAAAUAUGUUAUUUACUCGUAAUUACGUAUUUUUUUUUGUUAGUAAUGUUAAAGUAAUAUACCUAAAUACGUUUUUUUUUUCGUUAAUAAUAAUUAUAUUUCUUUUGACUUAAGCAAUUUUCUUC
Molecule: messenger RNA, 3974 nt
Organism: Papilio xuthus (Asian swallowtail)
Lineage: Eukaryota; Metazoa; Arthropoda; Insecta; Lepidoptera; Papilionidae
Gene: Stat92E
Product: Signal transducer and transcription activator Stat92E
Exons: 21
Coding region: 299-2635 (778 amino acids)
Biological process (GO): regulation of DNA-templated transcription; signal transduction
Molecular function (GO): DNA binding; DNA-binding transcription factor activity
Source: RefSeq, a predicted model, not a curated record